Mytilinidion resinicola is the source of this 1413-nucleotide messenger RNA. Its product is annotated as HET-domain-containing protein. The record is from RefSeq and is a predicted model, not a curated record. The annotation marks the transcript as partial. Lineage: Eukaryota; Fungi; Ascomycota; Dothideomycetes; Mytilinidiales; Mytilinidiaceae. The transcript has 2 exons.
AUGAAGGACCCUAUAUGGGUUCCGCUUUACCUCUGCAUUUUCAUUGCAUCAGCAGUCGCGCUCUAUCGUCAGGUCGCAAAGAGAAUCCCGUACCGCUAUACUUCGAUCCCUCAAGGAAACGACACCAUUCGCUUGCUUCGUCUACUUCCAAGUAAAGACGCUACCGCCGCUAUCAAAUGCCAGCUCUUCAACUACUCUCUAGCACCAGACAUAAAGUCUCACCGGUACGAGGCAUUAUCCUACGUAUGGGGUGAUGAAAACACGACUAUCCCUGUCUUUAUAGACGGGUAUGUCUUGUCCGUUAAGGCAAACCUUCACGCGGCACUGGUACAUCUUCGAGAUCGCUCUUUUGAACGAAUUUUAUGGGUAGAUGCUCUUUGUAUCAACCAAGAAAAUGUCAACGAGAAAGAGCAACAGAUUCCGUUCAUGGCGAGGAUCUAUCAUCAAGCAAGCCGCGUAGUUGUUUGGCUUGGAGAGGCGGCGAACAGUAGUAGCCUAGCGCUCGAAAAAAUACGCGAUGCUGGAGGCAAGAAGUCGGAAGACUCUCCAAACAACGAUUUGAUUCGGCAAGACUCUCCAAACAACGACUUGAUUCGGGAAGCAAUUCUCGCGCUGCUUCAACGACCAUGGUUUCGGCGCAUCUGGAUACUUCAGGAAGUUGGCGUAGCCCGACAUAUCCUAAUUAUGUGUGGCGCCACGGAGAUUGAUGGACACGCCUUCUGUUUAGGUGUGGAUUCACUCAAGGACUUAUACAAAGCUCGCGCAGGCUUGCAGAGUUUGAUCCGUUCGGUGACCUACUUGAUCAAAGGAGCUAUCUUUAGGCCGAGCUACGGGUUAGACCGGGCUUCUCAAGAACCACUGGGUCAGCUCAUAGAUACGUACCAUACACAUGAGGCUACCAAUCGCCACGACAAGGUGUAUGCCCUGCUCGGCAUGACCUCUGAUGAUAUCAACAAAGCUGGCCUGUCGCCUAACUACGAAGUUCCAUGGAAGGAACUCUUGCGGCGACUGGUUAAGUUUCUGCUCUCUGAAGAGAUAUCUGUGGAGACCCAGGGAGACGAGGACAUUGCAGUAAUUAAGAGCAAGGGCUUCUUUCUUGGCCAUGUAUCAAGGGUAUCGACUAGUGUUCUGGAUGACAAACAGGACGUGUAUGUCACUUUCAAGAAUCUGUCCUGGUUAGAUGUACAAAGAGGACUUUCGGAGACUCACUUGAUUCUCCAGCUCUCGGCAAUACUCAUUAAAGCAGGAGAUAUAUUCUGCCUUCUUCCAGGAGCUUCAAAGACUACAAUCGUCAGACCAUGCAAAGAUUAUUUUGCCAUUGUUAUGAUUGCAGCUACUCCUCCUCCAACGGACCUAUACACCUGGAAAACAGUCCUCGCCCGCGAUUUUCUACUUGCCUGGGAUUGGAGAAAC